This is a messenger RNA of Dissoconium aciculare CBS 342.82, 846 nucleotides long. RefSeq names its product GINS complex, Sld5 component. Lineage: Eukaryota; Fungi; Ascomycota; Dothideomycetes; Mycosphaerellales; Dissoconiaceae. Gene Ontology annotation, biological process: double-strand break repair via break-induced replication; DNA-templated DNA replication. The transcript has 2 exons. Gene Ontology annotation, cellular component: GINS complex. The coding region runs from base 1 to 846 and encodes 281 amino acids. The record is from RefSeq and is a predicted model, not a curated record.
AUGGACAUCUCCGACAUCCUCACCUCCAUCUCCCACCCCACCACCGCCGCCAACCUCACCUCCGCCUCGCACAGCAACAGCAGAAACAACAACAGCAGCAAGCCGCACCCCCGCGCCCUCGACCAACAAGCCCUCACCCGCGCCUGGAUCAACGAGCGCGUCGCGCCCGAACUCCUCCCCUACCCGACCGCGCUGGUCGAGCGCUGCACGCGCGCGGUCGCGGGGCAGAUCGAGGUCUUGGAGGGCAUGGCCUCGGGGGGAUAUCAAGAUGAUGGAGGAGGAGGUGGUGGCGGUGGCGGUGGUGGAGGUGUUUUCGGAAUGGUCGUCCUGCAGACCGAGUUGGAGCGCUUUCGGUUUUUACUCCGGGGGUUCUUGAGGGCGAGGAUCGCGAAGAUCGACCGACACCCCCUCCACUAUCAAACGCUCCACCUCCAAUCCACCACCACCACCACCACCUCGACGACAACAAAAAACCCCCAACAGCCGCUCCUCUCCCCCCUCGAACACCAAUAUCUCACCACCCACUCCGCCCUCCUCGCCGCGCACCACACCGCCUGCUUCCUGUCCAGCUUCCCGCCGCAGCUGCAGCGCCUGGACGACGCCUCCGGGGCCUCGUCCUCGUCGAUGCGCGACCGCCCGGACCUGGACGCCGCCGUCUUCGCGCGGGUGCUGAGGGACUGCCGCGUGAGAUCCCUACCGGAUCCCGGGGAGGAGGAGGAGGAAGAGGGAGGGAGGGACGAUGGCGAUGCUGAUGCCGAUCUGGAGGUCCGCAGGGGCGAUGUCUGGGUCCUGAGGUGGAGGAGCGUCCGACGCGCGGUCGGGCGGGGCGACGUCGAGUUGAUUUGA